Molecule: messenger RNA, 3270 nt
Organism: Knipowitschia caucasica
Lineage: Eukaryota; Metazoa; Chordata; Actinopteri; Gobiiformes; Gobiidae
Source: the annotation of a GenBank genome assembly
AUGGAAGGUCUGGACAGAGACAAAAUCAACGCGAUCAUCAUGGAGGCAUCAAAGGGUUCGAGAUUUUAUGAAAGCGAACGGAAAAGAGAUCAGCAAGUGAACCAACGAAUUGAAAAAAUGAUGCAGCAAAAGGCAUCAAUUACAGAAGAGCAGUUGCAGAAGGCACGUCUUAAGGUUGAAAAAAUGGUGACAGAGAUAGAGAAACGCCGUGAUCUCAGUCGGAUUAUUGUACAUGUAGAUAUGGAUGCUUUCUACGCAGCUGUUGAGACGAGGGACUGUCCAGAACUGAAAGACAAACCGAUGGCCGUGGGCUCUUUGAGCAUGCUUUCUACAUCUAAUUAUCAUGCAAGGAAGUAUGGAGUACGAGCUGCCAUGCCUGGAUUUAUUGCAAAGAAACUUUGCCCUGACUUGGCUAUUGUUCCUACAAACUUUGACAAAUAUAGAGCUGUUAGUAAAGAGGUUCAGGCAGUAUUUGCGGAGUAUGAUCCUCAAUUCCAAUCAGUCAGCUUGGAUGAAGCCUAUCUGGACUUUACAGAGCACCUGGAACAGAGGAAGAACUGGACAGACAUGGCACGCACACACUAUUACAGCACCACACAAAUGGAUGCAACGGAAGAUGUUCAGGAUCUUUCCCCUGUUUUGUUUGAGGACAGUCCCAGCUCGUCUCCAGUGCUUACCAGCUGUGGAGGUGGAGCCGCUAUAGGCAAAAACUAUGAACUAUUUGGAACGUCUGCUGAGGAGGCUGUAAGAGAAAUGCGUUUCCGAAUUGAACAGAAAAUAAAGUUGACAGCAAGUGCAGGUAUUGCUCCCAAUAUGAUGUUGGCCAAGGUUUGUAGUGAUAAGAAUAAGCCGAAUGGUCAAUACAGACUUCCUCCCACAAGAGACGCAGUGAUGGACUUCAUUCAAAAACUGCCGGUUCGCAAGGUUCCUGGCAUUGGUAAAGUAAGUGAGAAGAUGCUCAACGCUCUCGGCAUCUGUUACUGUUCUGAUCUUGGACAGCAGAUGGCGUUGUUGUCUCUGUUGUUCUCUGAGACUGCCUGGCAUCACUUCAUGGAGUUAUCACUGGGCUUGGGCUCCACAUACAUACCAAGGAAUGAGGAAAGAAAAAGCAUGAGCACUGAACGGACAUUUAAAGAACUCAGUCGACCAGAGGAGCAGUUAGCUUUGUGUAAAGAGCUUUGUGAAGAUUUAGCACAAGACAUGAAAAAGGAAGGUCUAAAGGGCAAAACCAUCACAGUGAAACUAAAAAACGUAAAUUUUGAAGUGAAAACUCGGGCAAUAACAGUGCACUGUGCCGUGGCAACAGCUGAGGAGGUUUUUGCCAUUGCCAAGGACCUGCUGAAAGCUGAAAUGGAAAAUGUAUCUCCUCAUCUCCUUCGAUUGAGACUGAUGGGGGUUCGAGUUUCUGCGUUUGUCAGCACAGAGGACAAAAAGCCACUACAGAAAAGCAUUAUCGGCUUUUUUCAAAAGAGCAAGAAGGAACUCCCUUACCUGUGCCUCAACCAGGACGUGCUGCACACACUGGCGGGUCAAACAAUAAUGCCAGAAAAGCGCACAUCAGUUACUACCACAAGCAAAGUCAGCAAUCAACUUGUGCAUAAAGCUGCCAAAGGCAAAAGCAAAAGGCGAGACUCUCCUUUGUCCCCUCCCCCAAAGAAGGCGAAAGCACAAGGACCUCGCAACACCAUUGACAGGUUCUUCAGUGUGAAGGCAUUCACCGACUUUGUCCAGAACAAGAACUCGGACAAAGAGCCAGAUGGAAAUUUUGACAACAAGGAAAUGUUGCUUCUUGCUGAAAAGCAGUUCAUAGAAGCAGCCAAGAGGAACGACAUAGAGACGAUGAAAGUGGUUGGAAAGGGGCUGAAUGCAAAUGCAAAAAAUGUGAAUCAUCAAACUGCUCUGCACUUUGCUGUUGCUCGAAAGAACAAGGAAGCAGUGCAGUUUCUCCUCCAACGCAGAGUCAAAGUGGAUCAAAAAGACAAACAUGGGGUCACUGCAAUUCAUUUAGCAGCCUGGUUCGGCAGUUUGGACAUCCUGAAGUUACUUGUUAAGGCUGGGGCUGAGCAGAAAAUUGAAAACGAGGAGGGACUGAACAUUUUGCACUGUGCUGCCAUCAACAACCACACAGAAAUAGUGGAAUACAUUAUCAAUGACCUUAUAAUGAAGGAGCUUGACAAAGAGGACAGCUCUGGGCAGCGUCCCUUCUCUCUGGCAGCUAAGCAUGGCUGUGUUGAAAUGCUGGAGAUGCUGAUGGAUUCUUCUUACAGUAUGGGCACCAUGCAGCCCAACAAGAGUGGGGAUACGCCUCUGCACUUGGCUGCCAGGAACGGCCAUGGGGACACUGUCCAACUGCUGCUGCUGAGCUUCGAUAUUCGCAAUGAAGUCAAUAAGGACGGAGAAACAGCCCUGUACCAAGCAGCAGACCGUGGGCAUGAGGAAUGUGUGCAAACAUUACUGGAGGCUGAGUGUGACCCCAACAUAAUCACAAAUAACAAACGGAGUGCAUUGCAUAGUGCUGCAGAAAGAGGAGACACAUCUUUGGUCCGACUUCUUUUGCAGUUUCGAACCCAGACUGAAUGUUCAGACCAGAACUUGCAGACUCCCUUUCAUCUAGCAGUGAAAAAUGGACACCUUCCAGUCAUGUAUUGUCUACUUCAUGCUGGCUGCAAUUACAAUGCUGCAGAUAAGUGGUCCCAAACAGCUAUGCAUAUAGCAGCAGAGAUGGGAAAAGUAGAAGUUAUAGAAAUGCUUCUAAAAGCAGGAAUUAACCUUUCAUUGCAGGACAAGCAAGGAAAAACUGCUCUGGAAGUCGCGGCGCGGGCAGGAGAGGUGAUUGCUGUUGACAUGAUCAUCAAAGCCGAACGAUAUGAUGUUUGGAAAAUGACCAACCCUGAAAUGAAUCAAAGGGUUUGGAGCGAGUUUCCUCUGACGUUUAAACUGGACCAUCGUCACGAGACAAAGCAGCUACGUUCAACAGCCUGGCAUUUAGCAUAUAAGCUUUUGAAGCUCGGUCAGUGGAAGAGACUGGCAGAAUACUGGGGAUUUACCACGCAGCAAGUGCAGGCUAUUGAUAAUCAGUGGACAGGUCAGCAGAGUUAUCAAGAGCAUGGAAACAGAAUGCUGCUGAUAUGGCUGCAUGGGGUGGAGAUGGCAAAUGCAAGUCCAAUGAAAGAACUUUACCAAAGCCUUGUGUUCACUCACAACCAAAAGGCAGCGGAUAUAAUUCGAAUGGAACCUGAAAGUGACAAAAAGAGUUGCAGAAUUUCUUGA